Molecule: messenger RNA, 327 nt
Organism: Chaetura pelagica (chimney swift)
Lineage: Eukaryota; Metazoa; Chordata; Aves; Apodiformes; Apodidae
Gene: MRPL53
Product: mitochondrial ribosomal protein L53
Exons: 3
Coding region: 1-327 (108 amino acids)
Cellular component (GO): mitochondrial large ribosomal subunit
Source: RefSeq, a predicted model, not a curated record
AUGUGCGUUCACCGGGCUGCCCAGGCUGAUGCCCUCUCAGCUGCUGACCCUGUAGUGAGGGUCUGUAAUCAUGACUGCAGGCGCAGGAAAUUUCUUGCAUGUAUAUACCAUAAAAGAAUCCAGUCCACUAACAGAAACUGUGAAAUUACUGCUGAUGUGAGACAUGAUGGGUCUGAACCACUUGUAGAUGUUAUGUUUGCUGAUGGAGAGCGACUGUUAAUGAAGGGAGCCAACCUGACGACAAUAGAAAUGUUAACAGCGUUGGGGUCUAGAUGUAAUGCCAAAGAGCUUAAGGAAGAACAGAAAAGCAAGAAGAAGAGUCCCUGA